AUGCGCUCUCUGAACAUCACCCCGGAGCAAUUCGCGCAGCUGCUGCGCGACAACAACGUGACCCGCGAGCAGUUCAUCGCGCUCUACGGGCUGCAGCCACUGGUCUACAUCCCGGAGCUGCCGCGGCGCGCCAAGCUGGCCUUCGUGCUGACGUGCGUGCUCAUCUUCGCCCUGGCGCUGUUCGGCAACGGCCUGGUGCUCUACGUGGUCAGCCGCCGCAAAGCCAUGCGCACCGUCACCAACAUCUUCAUCUGCUCGCUGGCCCUCAGCGACCUGCUCAUCGCUUUCUUCUGCGUCCCCUUCACCAUGCUGCAGAACAUCUCCAGCAACUGGCUGGGGGGUGCUUUUGCUUGCAAGAUGGUGCCUUUUGUUCAAUCCACUGCAAUAGUUACUGAGAUUCUUACAAUGACCUGCAUUGCGGUAGAAAGGCAUAAUGGGAUCGUCCACCCUCUUAAGAUGAAAUGGCAGUACACUAACCGAAGAGCAUACACAAUGCUUGGCAUAGUCUGGCUGUUGGCAGCUAUUGUUGGGUCACCCAUGUGGCACGUACAGCGUCUGGAGAAUAAAUAUGACUUCCUCUACGAAAAAGUGUACGUUUGCUGCCUGGAAGAAUGGGCCAGUCCUGUCCACCAGAAGAUAUAUGCUACUUUCAUUUUGGUCAUUCUCUUCCUGCUCCCAAUGAUACUGAUGCUCUUCCUCUACAGCAAGAUUGCUUAUGAGCUCUGGAUUAAGAAAAGAGUUGGAGAUGCUUCUGUUCUGCAAACUAUUCAUGGGAAUGAGAUGUCCAAAAUAGCAAGGAAGAAGAAGCGAGCAAUCAUUAUGAUGGUAACUGUUGUGGUUUUAUUCACCAUCUGCUGGGCUCCUUUUCAUGUAAUGCACAUGAUGAUAGAAUACAGUAAUUUUGAAAGGGAGUAUGAUGAUGUCACCAUUAAGAUGAUCUUCGGCAUAGUUCAGAUCAUUGGAUUUUCCAAUUCCAUUUGCAACCCCAUUGUGUAUGCCUUUAUGAAUGAGAACUUCAAGAAAAACUUCCUUGCUGCCCUUUGCUUUUGCAUUAUAAAGGAAAACCUGUCUCCAUCCAGGCAACUAGGAAACUUAGGGAUUACAAUGAAGCAGCAGAAGGAUGAAGGCUGCCGGAGGCAACCCAACCCCUUGGGGGAGAACAGAAGAGAAGCAUUCAGCGAAGGGAACAUUGAAGUAAAACUCUGUGAUCAGUCCUUUGCCAAAAGGAAUUCCAGAAGGCCCCUUGUUUUGUUUACCUCUGAACUCAAUGGGCAUGCUUCACUGGGACACUAG
Messenger RNA from Zootoca vivipara (common lizard), 1293 nucleotides. RefSeq names its product pyroglutamylated RFamide peptide receptor (gene QRFPR). Gene Ontology annotation, biological process: G protein-coupled receptor signaling pathway. The record is from RefSeq and is a predicted model, not a curated record. Gene Ontology annotation, cellular component: plasma membrane. Gene Ontology annotation, molecular function: neuropeptide Y receptor activity. Lineage: Eukaryota; Metazoa; Chordata; Lepidosauria; Squamata; Lacertidae.